AUGGCUGAAAGUAAAGGCAAUGGAGGCAAAGUUAUAGAGAAGAGCGCAGCUCAAAAAGUGACCAAAUUCGGUUCUUUCGUUGCCGGAGGUUUAGCAGCAUGUAUUGCCGUCACUGUAACGAACCCAAUUGAGUUGGUCAAGAUCAGAAUGCAACUGCAGGGCGAGCUGUCUUCAAGCGUGCAAAGAAUUUACAAGAAUCCAUUACAAGGAAUGGCAGUGAUCUUCAAAAAUGAGGGUAUCAGAGGUCUCCAGAAAGGUCUGGUAGCGGCGUACAUCUACCAGAUAUGUUUAAAUGGCUCUAGGCUGGGAUUUUACGAACCUAUGAGAGGGUUCCUGAACAAGACAUUCUAUCCGGAAGAAGAACCACACAAGGUUCAAAACGCUACGAUUAACGUCGUGUCUGGUGCCGCUUCAGGAAUCAUUGGUGCCGUUCUCGGUUCCCCCCUCUUCCUGGUCAAGACGAGACUGCAAUCAUACUCGGAAUUCAUCAAAAUCGGUGAGCAGACCCACUACACAGGUGUCUGGAACGGCCUGAGGACGAUCUACGCCAAGGAAGGUUUCAAAGGCCUGUACCGCGGCGUGGACGCUGCCAUCCUCAGAACAGGUGCUGGUUCAUCCGUGCAAUUGCCCAUCUACAACACCGCAAAGCAUUUCUUGCUAAACAACGAUCUGAUGAAAGAUGGCACUGCGCUGCAUCUGACAGCUAGUACGAUCUCCGGUAUCGGGGUCGCGGUGGUCAUGAACCCAUGGGAUGUGAUCCUGACCAGAAUUUACAACCAGAAAGGUAACCUGUACAAGGGACCGCUGGAUUGUUUCAUCAAAACCGUCAGAAUCGAGGGUGUCUCUGCCCUCUACAAGGGAUUCGAGGCUCAAGUGUUCAGAAUCGCCCCCCACACGAUCAUAUGCCUAACCUUCAUGGAGCAAACCAUGAAGCUGGUCUACAACAUAGAGAAGAGAGUCCUGGGCCACUGA
Molecule: messenger RNA, 972 nt
Organism: Torulaspora globosa
Lineage: Eukaryota; Fungi; Ascomycota; Saccharomycetes; Saccharomycetales; Saccharomycetaceae
Gene: OAC1
Product: Oac1p
Exons: 1
Coding region: 1-972 (323 amino acids)
Biological process (GO): transmembrane transport
Source: RefSeq, a predicted model, not a curated record